Diorhabda sublineata is the source of this 2313-nucleotide messenger RNA. Its product is annotated as glycoprotein-N-acetylgalactosamine 3-beta-galactosyltransferase 1-like. Gene Ontology annotation, molecular function: N-acetylgalactosaminide beta-1,3-galactosyltransferase activity. Gene Ontology annotation, cellular component: membrane. The transcript has 10 exons. Bases 639 to 1799 code for a protein of 386 amino acids. The record is from RefSeq and is a predicted model, not a curated record. Lineage: Eukaryota; Metazoa; Arthropoda; Insecta; Coleoptera; Chrysomelidae.
CUCUGUUGCGUUUUUUGUUAUCAAUAUAAAAAUAAAAUUUAGUUUUAGUAGAAUAAGUUUUCAAAUUACAACCUAUUUUAGAAUUAAAAUGUUCAUUUACUUCACAAAAUUGGUAGUUUCUUAAAAGAAUCACAAAUGAGGUAACGCAAAAUAUGGUUUCCUAAUAAAAGCACGCAAUUAAAGGUUUUUCCAAGAAAAUACCACUUAUUGUAAUUAAUGAAUUAGAAGAUGAGAACUGUCGAGGUAAAACAUUUUUCUUAACGAAAUACUUAUAAAUAUUGACACGACGAAUUAAAAAAAAAAAAACAAAUUACCGUUUCCCCGAUCCCUUCUUGGUCUAUUAUGACAUAGCGCCAUUUAAUAUACAUGUUUGCGGCGUUGCCGCGUUUAUUUAUUCUUUUUAGUUAUACAGAUUUAAAUUUGUAAUAAAUCGUAAUUUGUUUUAACAAUGAAAGUUGUAAAUGUGGACUGAAGGUACAAAAUUUACUUAGUACAAUUAUUCAGACGUAGGUAAAUAUCUGGGUUAUUGGAAUUAUGUGUAUUUACUUAAUUUAUGAAGAUAGAUAACACUUUUUAUCUGUUCAAUCAGUGAAUUAUAUCGUAUAUGUAAGUACUACGUGGUGGAAUAUAGUUUUGCAAUGACAAUCCACCCAUCGAAUAAAACAACUUUUUGUUUGAUAACCGGCGUUGUGAUUGGAUUUACUUUAGCUUUUAUAGUACUAGCUCCGUCUACAGUGUAUAGACCAACAAACGAAUACUCGAAAAUGUACAAGAGUGGUACGUUAAAAAAAUAUGAUAACGAACCGCCCCCUAUUGAUAAUCAUCGCGACAACCACCACGAUUUCCAUAACGAAGACGAACUAGACGAUGUUGAAGACGUCGGAGAUGUUGGACAACAUGGCGACAACGACACGUUUCAUAAAAUGACGGAUGCGUCUUUAGCCGCAGCUCUAAAAGAAAAGGUUAGGAUAUUAUGUUGGGUGAUGACAGGUCCUAGCAACCACGACACCAAAGCUAAGCACGUCAAAGCCACGUGGGGGAAAAGAUGCAACAUCCUACUAUUCAUGAGUUCGCAAGCAGAUCCGAACUUGCCCGCUAUUCCCCUAAACGUCAGCGAAGGCAGAGACAACUUGUGGGCUAAAACGAAAGCUGCUUACAGAUACGUUUACGAGAAUUAUUUCGAUCAAGCCGAUUGGUUUAUGAAAGCGGACGAUGAUACAUACGUAAUCGUGGAAAAUCUGAGGUACAUGCUGCUUUCCGUUAACCCGGAUAUGCCGAUUUAUUACGGAUGUAGAUUCAAACCGUACGUCAAACAAGGGUAUAUGAGCGGCGGGGCGGGGUAUAUACUCAGUAGAGAAGCGGUCAGAAGAUUCAUUGAGUUAGGUUUGCCGAACAAAAAUAAAUGUAGACAAGAUAAUAAUGGGGCUGAAGACGUCGAAAUGGGUAAAUGCCUUGAAUCAGUUGAUGUAAUCGCUGGGGAUUCACGAGACCCGGAAAAUAGAGGGAGAUUUUUCCCUUUUUCACCUGAGCAUCACCUAAUACCUGGUCACGUGGAUAAAUCUUUUUGGUACUGGAGUUACAUUUAUUAUAACGAAACGCCGGGAUUGGAGUGCUGUUCUGACAACGCCAUUUCAUUUCACUAUAUCCGCCCCAACAUGAUGUAUGCUAUGGAAUAUUUGAUCUACCAUUUAAAACCUUUCGGAAUCGCUUAUAAUCCAGUUUUACCUGACGAACUUAAAGGUUUUAUUGCAAGACAGAAGGACGAAAAGACCAACGAAAAAAAACAACAAAAGCAAUGAAAAAAAUGUGAUAUUAAGUAAUAAAAGCAAACAAAUUUUGUUACGAUUAGGAAAAUCGAGGAGUAGUUUUUGUUUUUUUCGUUCCCCGUGUAUUUCGAGACGACCAUUUAACGAUAAGAAAAAAAAGUUACGUUUGACAUUCUUUUUCUUUGGUUGUAGUUAAAUUGUAGAUUAUACACGAGUCCAUGAAAUAUUAAUUAAUUGUAUGUUUAUACCGCCAUGUUGUUAACCUACAAUACGUUAGAAGUCCGUUCCAACCACAAUGGAAAAGAUUUUUUAUUUAAAAUAGUUGAACGGAAAUUUUUUAAUACUGGAACGUAUCUAUUAAUAUAUUUAUGUCAUACCAUUGCAAAAUAUAAUUAACAGAAGAUCUAUAACCUCACAUUUAACAACUAUUAUAUGAAAUUGUACUUUUGUAUACUACGAAAAUUACUCGUUUGAUUAAAACCAAAGAUAUUAUAAUUUUCAUGUUUCUAAUUUUAAUAAAGUAUUAUUUAUUUUAUAUAACUUUGUU